AUGUCGCCCUCCAAAGUCGAAGAACCUCCAACAGUCGAAGAACUCCUUCACAGCGUCAAGAGUCUGACCAGUACCAACGGCACCUUCCAACAGGCUUGGAAGAACUCGUUCCCCGACAAAUUCCAUUGCUGCGAGCAAGGAGGCUUCAUCUAUAUUGACUUUCCUAUCCACAGGCCGAUUAAGAAGGUGUACGUGCAGAUGUCAUCGAAAGGAAUGAGUAUGAAUCAAAGGACCGAAGGACCCAAUGCGUCGAUUGACUUAAAUCGCCCCGGAAUCAACAGAAAGAACGUCAUUUUAGUUGCCAAUUUCCACACUCACCCGCUCUCGGAGCUCGUACAAGGCAGAGCCGAGCCGUCCACUUCCGACAUGAACAACGCGUAUUAUCGCGGACUGCCUGGAAUCGUCAUUUCUCGCAAGGGAAUAUAUGCGUAUGGCCCCACUGAGCGCAAUGGCACCAGCAAUCCCAAGGGUUACGCGCCAUCUGUAACGAUGACUGGCGUUCCAAGGCCACGACUCGUCAUAAAUAACCAUCCUCCAUGGACCGUUGACAAUCAAUGGCCAGAAGGAACGGGCGUCGAAAAACCACGCACUAGGGAACUGGGCAUCGAGGAAGAAAAGAUCGAGAUUCCUGGAUUAGAGAAGGGAAAGGAGAUCUUGGCGCGUGCAUCACACCUCCUGGACAAGAUAGCACCGCAUAGGCACCACGGUAGCGACAAGGAACAGGAGGUUCAACACGACGACGUUAUUCUUGUGGAGUGGUCUGACGAGGGUGUCGAGUAUGGAGAGCACUUGGAGGAACACGCUCAUGAUUAA
Molecule: messenger RNA, 813 nt
Organism: Psilocybe cubensis
Lineage: Eukaryota; Fungi; Basidiomycota; Agaricomycetes; Agaricales; Agrocybaceae
Exons: 3
Coding region: 1-813 (270 amino acids)
Source: RefSeq, a predicted model, not a curated record